Atta colombica is the source of this 1134-nucleotide messenger RNA. RefSeq names its product major royal jelly protein 1 (gene yellow-g). The record is from RefSeq and is a predicted model, not a curated record. NCBI's taxonomy places the organism in Eukaryota, Metazoa, Arthropoda, Insecta, Hymenoptera, Formicidae. The coding region runs from base 1 to 1134 and encodes 377 amino acids. Gene Ontology annotation, cellular component: extracellular region. The transcript is spliced from 3 exons.
AUGAGAAUCCCGACGAGCGCUCUGUGCCUGAUAAUUCUGGCGAGUGGGUUAUCGUCAGUGGUAUGCGACAAGCAAUUGUUGCCGGAGCUAUCGUUCAUCCUAUCAGGCCACAGCUUGGAAUGGCCAAGCGAGGACACGAAGAACAUCUACGAGACGAGCGGACGUUACAUUGCCAGAAAUGUUAUUGCUACGAGAGCGCAGAUUUACAAGGACGAUGCAAUCGUAGCGAUGCCACGCUACAAGCCGGGUGUGCCAUUCACUCUGGGUGUUAUGUCGUUGAAGAAGAAGGAUUGCACUCCGAAGGUGAUAGCAUUCCCCUGCUGGGCGAUCCAAGAAGAGGGCAACUGCAAAGCCCUGCAGAGCGUAGUAGACAUAAUUCUGGACAUUCAAGAGAUCUUGUGGGUAUUGGACGUUGGUAUCGUAAAUACUUUGGAGCAACCAGUGCGCAGGUGUCCUCCCAAAGUCGUCGGAAUUGAUGUAAAAUCCGGCAAGGUUGUAAAAGUGAUCAAUUUGAGUUACUUGGUGAACGAAUUGUCUCGUCUGCAAUAUUUGACAAUCGAUUAUGCGGACGAUGGCCAGGUAUACGUGUACGUGACCGACGCAGCCUCUAGAUCCAUUAUCGUUUACAAUGUCACCGCGGAUAAAGGAUUCCGAGUGAUCCUUCCGAAUGCAGUUACCACCGGUGUCCAACGGAGAGAUGUUCUCUACUCAACGCUGGUGAAGAAGAGCUGCGGUACGCCAGUGUUGUAUUUCACUUAUCUGGGAUCCAACAGGCUCUUCGCGAUCAAGGCUGAGAACCUGAGACGUGGUCUCUCUCAAGGAUCAGUUAUAGAUAUUGGAUCGAAGCAAAGCAAGAUCGUUCUCCUCGGAAACGACAAUGGCUGCGCUCUUUUCUUCAGGAAUAAGGGCGAAACUGAUGUCUACAUGUGGAACACUGAGACACCCUUCAUACCGGAAAAUUUCCUCCUAGUACAGAAGGGCAACGAUUGCCGAUUGCCAACUCAAGUGGUUCCUUCCAAUAAGAGAUUGAUGUGGGUAAUCGAGAGCAAUUUCCAGGAUUAUAUACAGAACACCGUGAGCAGCUCGGGUGCUUCCGUGGGAAUUCAUCCCCUGGUUAAGUCUUGCGACGACUAG